AUGCUGGACGAACCUCACGACCAGUGCAGCGAUGCCCCAGUGGUCAUUGUCGACGACAGGCAGGAUAAUAUUGUCCCCGUGGAUCCAAGUCCUCAAGAUUUGACCGUCACCGCCAUAGUAAAAGUCGUCGACGCUACUCCGAAGACCACUACUAGUACGGCACCUGUCAUUCAACCUCCAAUGGACACAGCUUCUCCUCCCUCGAAUUUACAAGAACCCUCUGAUGAUGCAAGCAUCCACAGCUUGCCCGUCGUAGCUGCUCAGACUCCCUCAGUUCAAAUGCCCACUGCCAUAUCUACAGAACAGUCUCCGGAACCCAGUAAUAGACUCAUUGAAAGAUCAACCUCAAUCCGAAACAAUCGCAGGUCUGUUAUGGAUACACGCCCCUCCAAUCGUCUCUCUGGCUUUUGGUCAAAUUUAAUACAUCGGAGGGACACCAUUACCCCAUCUUCUUCACGAACAUCUGCCCGAGACGAUAGACCGCAGUCAGCCGACCCGGUUCAGUCCGAUUCUAACUCCAGAUCUCCAUCCCCUACUCCUGCAAGACCCCUUACCCCUCCACCUUCACUCGCCCCUCCAACUCUGAGAGAGCUCGGUCUCUCCCUAUCAGUCGUUACAGAAGAUCUAUCCCCUUCACAUUUUACUACUCCUCCUACUAGUGGGACUUUUAUGGCACCCCACUACCUUCUCCUCUGCCAUGCCCAAGGACUUGAUGUCCUUCCUCUCAUAUCUCCCCCAGCCGCUCAUCCUUACGCACUGGUGCGCAGGGUCAGCUUUAAGAGCGUGGUGGUCAUGGAACAUCGUGGUGUAUUAGUAGCCAUAGCAGGCAGACGAGAUGGAGUUCGUGUUUAUGCUCUAGAGGAGGUCAAAAAAGCCGUAGAGUGGCGAAUGGAGGUCGAGACUCGCAGAGAACGUGAAAGAUCCAGGAGGGAGGAGUCAAAGAAGGGGGGAUCUGGCAAUUCCAGUGUAGAUCAACGUGAUCCAACGGAGGCGAAAUUCAAGUCAUUAUCACGCGCAGCCCAGGUCCCCAAGGCGGAAAAGGUACUCAGGAAGUCGUCAUUUACGACAACCGUAACGCAGAAAUUACCCAGGCCGCCCACACUCCAACCUGUUACGCCCCGCCAGCCAGUCGACCAGCCCCCACCUUAUUCUACAAUAACGGAAACUACUCGACCCCGAUUGCAGGCACAAGCAUCCACCAUUUCGAUAAACCUCUCAAGGUCCCGUCGUUCCUCCCUUUCUCACGUAGUCGUCCCUCCCAUCCCAUCCCUACCUAAUGUGGGUUCCGGAACAGAGCAGGAAAACCCAAUGACCAAGAGUGCAGAUUGGCUUGAGGCAAGCGACGACGAGGCCAUCGAUAUGCUAACCGCAGGUGCAAGCGGUAGUCAGGCUUUGGAUGAACGCACUAGCGCUAUCCCCCCACCCCGAAAUAGCGAUACUGUAGAAAAUGGUUCUACGUCACUCCCUGUGCGCAGUCAAGCCACAUAUUCUAGUCGAAGGAACCGUCCUGCGAACUUAGAUCUGACUCUGGCGCAACCGAACACGAUACUCGCUCAACCCCCUGAACCAUCGCCAACCCUGUUGACCAUUCGUCAAGCAUUGCAGAGCUCUCCACCUAAUAUCCGCACAACACCUCCAACGCCGGCUUCCACUGAUGAGCCAUCUCAAAGACGUUCUGUUCCGGACAUCGAUUUAGAUGAUGACGAUGACGACGGUGCGACUGGUACAAUUGACCGUAUAACGCUUGUUCAGGCCCUUUUGGAGAGUAGAGUCCCGGACCUCCCACCAGCAGGGACAACGAGACCACAAGCUCCUAUUAUGAUCGGGGCAACUCCAUCAGUUACAGAUGAUGAAGUGCCGCUCAGUCCUUCAUUACAGGAUGGUCGCUCUUCGCUGGGCCGCCCGAGCAUCGCGAGUCGUCCUGAAAGGCGGAGAAGGAGGUGGUCAGUAUUCGCCGGCAUCUUCAACGGCAGUGGUUCAGCCGAUGCGCCCCGUCCCAAUGUCCCUGUUAUGUACGAUACUCCCCUGGGAUCCCCCACAUCUCUAACAUAUCCGACAAUGCCCAUACCAGAGGCCGAUGAAAGACCUCUGACUCUGACACGUUCAGCUUCAACACGUUCACGUCCCACAGAACCUCUUCAGCUCGCUCCUCGUCCUUCGACGUCAGGAGGACAUAGCGUCUCCCCUUCCGUCAACCGACCACCUUUACCCACUGCCCCUCCAUAUCCGACAACCCCUUCCCACUCUCGCCUUAUUCCUCGCAUUAUAAGCAAUGCAUUCAGUUCCAGGAGGUCUGACGAGCGGCCUCCAGCGCUAGUACUCACAGAACCUGAAAGGAGGAAUGGAUCACAGACUCCAACAACACCACUACCCCCGCCAAAGCUAGACUACGUGAAGCUACCGGGUACGAAAGGUUCUCUUAUUAUCAAGGCCGUGGAGACGCCAAAAAAGAGCUUCCUUGCUAUACUUUGCGGAGAAAAUGGCGAAAAGGUCGAGCUUUUUGCCGGGACGUAUCGAACAGCCUUAGGUCUUUCUCGCACCUUUAUUCUUCCCGAUUCACCGCGUUCUUUGGAACUUCAACUGCAGGGUGAUGACCUUGUCGAAGUUUUUCUUGUUUUUUCUCAGAACGUCUUUGGGCUGGAACCUGCAACAGUAAGAGUUCGCGAGGUUCGAAUUGGUCGAGCCGAGCGACGUGCAGCUCGGCGAAGAGUUCGAGAAAUACGUUCGGGUCAGCCAGAUGUCCUUGACACGGAUCCGCCUGCGCAGGAUGACGAGGAUACCAACAUCAGUAUCGGCGGUCGACUUUCAUUACCAUCCGGCGAGGACCCGUCUAGGAAUAAUUCUAAUACUAAUCUCCCAGACGCACCACUGUCUCAAUCGCAUACACCAACUGGUAGUGCCCCUGGAUCUGCUCUUGCACAUGCUGAAGAGCUUGUAGCACUAGCUUCUGCUCCCCUUGGACCAUAUACCACCUUCCAACAGUUGUCCUAUGCGCCGAAGUUGCCUUUGGCUACCAUCGCUGAUGACUACAUCAUUCCACCAACAUACCCGGAGUUCCUUGACUACCGCGCCGAGCAUGAACCCGAUGCUCAAGGUACUGCCAAUGUUGACCUAGCAUCCAUUCAAUUUUCCCCACCUGGCCUACCCAUGCCAGCACCAGCACCGCCUUCCAGAUGGUUUUACCGCGAUCCGAAAGGGGUUGUCCACGGACCCUGGAAAGCAAGCCUUAUGCAAGCAUGGUACAAGGAUGGGUUGCUUCCCCCAGAUCUACCAGUUCGUAAAGAGGAUGACAAAGAGUUCAUGUUGCUCAAGGAUCUGAGACAGCAGUGCGUUGAUCCUUCCCAUCCAUUCCGAUCAGCAACUCCGCUAUCGGCGGCCCAGCAUGCUCCUCCUGCGUUGGAUGCUGCCAAACCUCUCUUGGCCCCAAUAUCUCUUCUCGUCCAGCCUCGACAUUUCGGCCCGCCUGCAUUGUUUUUCUCUUCGCGUGGCGGGCACAGCACCUCCAUAGUCGACGCUCGCGGUCGGGCUGUUCUCAAAGGCCGCUUUAUCUGGAGCACAGACAACGCUGACGAAUCGAAAAUGAUUUCCCGUAUGGGGGAUGUGAAGCGUGUGGAGGCUUUUGACGUCAAAGACCGCUCUGUCCUUGUGGCUAUGCGCCAAGGGGGCGUGGAAGCAAUGGAUUUCGGUGACGCGUUGCUCAAACCUGCGGAUGAGUCGCGCACCUUGCUGCCUCAAUUUGCACCGCCGCCAUCGAAUAUCAACAGACGUGGACCAUUCGUUUGGAAGAUAGGCACUCCUAUCGGUACCUCCACAUCAGGUGCUGCUGCCCUGUCGUCAAAGACCAAAGGUUCGGGCUAUCUUGGGAAGAAGCCAAGUUAUACGACUGGAAAAUCUCCCGCAAGAGCAGAGUUUAAUGGUACGGGAGAUGGGGACACUGAGAGCACAGAUGAGGUGCUCUUUCUUGGGCGUCAGGGAGAUGAGGUUUACCUAUGCGAACGCAACACUGGUGCAUUCCGGAUAUUGCGACUGUGUCCCGAUUUGUCGUGA
Suillus clintonianus is the source of this 4047-nucleotide messenger RNA. RefSeq lists its product as uncharacterized. The coding region runs from base 1 to 4047 and encodes 1348 amino acids. NCBI's taxonomy places the organism in Eukaryota, Fungi, Basidiomycota, Agaricomycetes, Boletales, Suillaceae. Gene Ontology annotation, molecular function: protein binding. The record is from RefSeq and is a predicted model, not a curated record. The transcript is spliced from 4 exons.